Molecule: messenger RNA, 2312 nt
Organism: Hyla sarda
Lineage: Eukaryota; Metazoa; Chordata; Amphibia; Anura; Hylidae
Gene: DIPK2A
Product: divergent protein kinase domain 2A
Exons: 3
Coding region: 212-1501 (429 amino acids)
Biological process (GO): regulation of phosphatidylinositol 3-kinase/protein kinase B signal transduction; cardiac muscle cell proliferation
Cellular component (GO): COPI vesicle coat
Source: RefSeq, a predicted model, not a curated record
UCCGGAGCCGCCUCUAUAUACAGUAAGUUCAGAGCUGUGUGUGAGCGGGACCGAGGAGGACGCGGCUCCGGGGGGGUGAGCGGGGGAGACUAUACCGACCCCAGUAUCUACUGUUAGCGGCCUCGGCUACGAGCUGGCCCCGCCGGUGCUCCUUCAGCGGCCGCCGCUCCCCUCCUUUCCCCGGGAGGGAGGCUGAAGUGAGAGCGGGACCAUGUUGCGCCUUGUUUCGCUGAAGUUCGGCCGCCUGUACCGCUACGUGAAGCUGCUGUUCGCGGCCAGCCUGCUGGUGGUCAUGCUGCUCAACACACACUCCCUGCUCGCCUCCUUCCAGCGCAACGAGCUGACCGAGCGCCGGUUCCUGAGCCUGAACAAGUGCCCGGCGUGCUUCGGGACCAGCUGGUGCCGCAAGUUCAUGAACGGGCAGCUGAGCUUCGAGGGCUGGGGCCGCCUGCGACUCCUCGACUUCUUCAACGUCAAGAACGUGCACUUCGCGCAGUACGGGGAGCCCCGGGAGGGCAGCCGCCGCGUCGUGCUCAAGCGCCUGGGCUCCAACCAAGAGCUGCAAGAGCUGGACCAGCGGAUCUGCAAGAGGGCGACCGGCCGGCCCCGCUGCGACCUGCUCCAGGCCAUGUACAAGACCGACUUCGCCCGCCUCAACGGGGACGUGCGGCUGCUCACCCCGGACGUGGUGGAGGGCUGGUCCGACCUGGUGCACUGCCCCUCGCAGCGGCUACUGGACAGGGUGGUCCGCCGCUAUGCCGAGACCAAGGACUCCGGGAGCUUCCUGCUCAAGAACCUCAAGGACACCGAGCGCAUGCAGCUGCUGCUCACCCUGGCCUUCAACCCCGAGCCGCUGGUGCUGCAGAGUUUCCCAUCAGAUGAAGGCUGGCCUUUUGCUAAAUACCUGGGAGCGUGCGGCAGAAUGGUUGCUGUGAAUUACGUAGGAGAAGAGCUCUGGAGUUUCUUUAAUGCUCCGUGGGAAAAGAGAGUGGACCUUGCAUGGCAGUUAAUGGAGAUUGCUGAACAGCUCACAAACAAUGACUUUGACUUUGCACUUUACCUCUUAGAUGUCAGCUUCGACAACUUUGCUGUUGGACCUCGAGAUGGGAAAGUAAUCAUUGUUGAUGCAGAGAAUGUCCUAGUAGCCGAUAAAAAGUUAAUUAAGCAAAAUAAACCUGAAAACUGGGACGUGUGGUAUGAAAGCAAGUUUGAUGACUGUGACAAAGAAGCAUGCCUUUCUUUCUCAAAAGAAACUCUUUGCUCUCGCACUACUGUGGACCAUAACUAUUAUGCCAUUUGCCAGAACCUGCUAUCUAGACAUGCCAUGUGGCGUGGAACUUCUGGUGGCCUUCUUCACGACCCUCCAGCAGAAGUUGCCAAAGAUGGCCACCUUGGGACACUGUUGGACGAAUGUGCGAACCCAAAGAAAAGAUAUGGCAGAUUUAAAGCUGCCAAGGAAUUAAGAGAAUACCUUGCACAACUAAGUAAUAAUGUGAGGUAGCCCAUACUGUGUUUGGAUUAUUUUUUUUCCCUCUUUAAUCAAUGGAAGGUUUAAUUAGUUAGAGCACGUACAGGUUUCAAUUACGAUUGUAUAUUCAGACGACCUAACUUCUAAAUAGAGGAGCUACAUGUGCCAAGGGGUUGACCUGAGGUGGCACAGUGUGGUAUACAAUCCCUUACUAUCAUCCCAGUACAUGUUCUCAUCUAAUUAAAACUUCUGGAAUUAUUGAUUUCUCUCUGGUUACCUGAGAGAAAGAUCACGUGCCGAUCUCCAGGUCCCUGGGGAUAAUAGACUUUGGUAGCUUAAUUGAUUAUUCAUGUGUCAAAAAGUAGUUGACAUGACAUAUUACAUUGGUAUCACAAUUUUUGUGAAGCUGAUGCCUUUACUUGGAAAGUUCAAGUUAAGACCGCUGGCCUGUUUUAAAGGCUUAUUUUCAUAUUUUUAUGUGGAGAAUUCCAUUUUCUGGCUCUUGAGUUCUAUUUGGGAUCUUAUCUAUGUUGCGUCCUGUUUCCAGUUGAAAGCAUUCAUGGAAAGAUUACUGUAUUUUUUUUUUUUAUUUAAAGGGCAGGACUCCCAUAUUUUCUGUCUUUUUUUUUUAUUUUUAUUAAUAAUAAUUUUGUAAUGGCUUUGAUUUAUGCUGUAAAUGUUAUCCUGUUCUACAUUAAAAUUUAGUCAUUAUUGGGUAUCUCUUAAAAUGUUUGACCUCUUCCCUCCUUUUCAAAUUUUACUUACUACUUUAAUAUAGGGUACGCUGCUGUCGCUGCUUACAGUUGUCAUAAAAGAAAUGAUACAAGACAGGCAAAAUGUGUGC